GCCUAUCCAUUGCGGCAGCGGAGGACGAGCGGGUGAAAGGUCAGUUCACAGCUACAGCAGAGUUCCGUGCACCUGGUCUCGAGGCUCGCUGCAGAUUGUAAAUUUGGCGCCGCCCAUCGGCUGCUCAGCCGACCUGGUAGCACGGCGACGCUCCAGCACUCGACAACCCAGCAAAACCGUCUCGGAACUAGCGUUCCUGGGCUGUUCAAUUCAAAGGAGCGACAAACCGACCUCCUUGUCCCAAAGAGCCAGAAAACUCGACCCGAGAUGGCGACUCAUGAUAGCUCCGGCGGCGAAGGUCCUCUCGAGGACCGACUGCGCAACUUGAUCCUGAACCAUGCCAUGGAGUUAUCGGCACACCAGGCGCGGGAUGCGGCAUCUCAUUUGCAGUUCCAGCAGCCUAUCGCCCAGCCUAUCGCCCAGCCUAUCGCCCAGCCGAUCUCUCAGUCGGGCCAGAAUGGAGUUCCGGGUCCGGCCUCGCCAGGUAAUCCGGGCGGUUCCUCCUCAUCGAAACCUGCCCGGAAGCGACCAAACCAAGCACAGCGUCGCCAAAUGUCUGCCCAGCUCUCCAUCCCGAUCGACACGCGGCCCCAGUUCCCAUCGCCGCAGAGGUCAUAUGCGAGCCCUCCAGGUUACCAGGAUCAGCAUCAACACCACGGCAAGGGGGGCUCCCGCAGGAAUCAACCACCACACCCGGCUGCUUUCCGCCCACCCAGCCGCGACGAUGGGGUACCGAGCGCGCCUUUGACCGGCCCGCCGUUUCCUCCCCGGUCGCGGCACCAGCCUUCGCUGUCGUACCAUGGGCCCAUGCCGACCCCGAACCAGUACGGCUGGCCGCCGCCUCCCCCGCUUCCCCGGGACCCAAGGAUGCCGUUCUAUCAUCAGAUGCCAGGCAUGCCGCCCAUGCCGCCCAUGCCGCCCAUGCCGCCCGUGCCCUUCGAUGCCCCGGCACCGACCCAUCGACCGCAGCACAGUUCCGACCUCAACGGCUCUGAAGGGCCGUUGCUCCCUAGCCCGGAGGAACUGAUGGCUCAGUCGGAAAUGCUUCAGCGCCUCUGCGACACAAUAGUUGCAGAUGCCGAGAUUGAGACUGCCGAGAUCAUAGAGAAGGAAAACUUUCGCCAGAAAAUUGAGAAAGUCGCGCGAUCUGUCAUUGCCGAACACGAGAGGAAACAGAACGGUUUCGAGAACUUCCCGGAAGAGAGUGUCCAGCUCAAGUGCUUCGGCAGCCUUGCGUCCGGCUUUGCUACCAAGGCUUCUGAUAUGGACCUUGGUCUUUUGUCUCCAUUGUCACGCGUUCAGCCCGACGAGCCCGGUUCCCUGAUUCCCAGGCUCGUCGAAAAAGCAUUCCUUGACAUGGGCCUCGGCGCCAGGCUGCUCGCACAGGCACGCGUCCCCAUCAUCAAGGUCUGCGAAAAGCCCUCCGAGGAGCUUCGCCAGGCCCUCCUGGCUGAGCGGGCGAAGUGGGAACAGGGUGGUGGUGGGAACGACCAGGAUGACGAAGCUCAUGACGGCGCAGACUUGGAUGCGACCGAGGACCGAAUCCACGAAACGGAGGCUCAGCUACGGGAAGAGGUACCCGGGUUGGACAGUGCUGAGCGAGAUGCUGCCGACGCUCGGACCGUCUCCGACGACCGCCCCAACGAACCCGACGCGCAGCCCCAAGAAAAGACCAUGGAUCCCGAGGAGAGGCUGCGCCAGCUGAAACAGGGCGCGACUUCCGGCUUAUCUUCCUACUAUGCCUCUGCAAAACGCUUGCUUCGAAAGCUCGGCGGCCGCGAUAUCACCCGAUCCAACAGAAAUGAGUUUGGGGAAGAAGAUGUCAAGCUCCUCAACCGAGUUUGCCUCGCGUUCGUUGACGGCUUGGCGGACAAGACUCUGCGCAACCGGUUACUCAGAUACCGUUCCCUAAAUCGUUAUGAUCUCUCUCAGGGCAGUCAUCCUCGCACCCUGCUGAGCGUCCUUAACCAGAUCGAGGGCGAGAUGAUCGCGUCGCUAUGGGACUCCCGCCCUUUCCAGGAGAAGGACGAGCACCGCGAAGCCGCUGCGGAGAACAUCAUCAAGGCUUGGGAGGCACUCCAGGACAGGCCCGACUUUGGUCGAGAUCCUCUCGCUUAUCAGAAGGAGCUGCACCUGGCGGUGGAACAGCUGAAGAAAAUCGCCACGAUCCAGGUCUUGCUUCUCUCUCAGGGCCCGAACGAGUCUCCAGGCAGCUACUGCAGCAGGGCAAUGAGGUUGCUCCAUGAGCUUGGCGGAAACGACUCGCGCGACCGGGCCGAGACGGUCCUGCCAACCCUGAUCGAGCAUUACGUCGGAGGCAUCUCGGAUCAAGCCAUCCGGGAGCAAGUCCGGGACUUCCAACAGUCCCACCGCAUCAGCCGCCUGCAGACCAUCGGCCGUAGACACAAGAGUCUACAGCUGGCCCACGAUUACGAAGUUUGUCUCGCGAAGGGCGUGUAUGAGAACGAGGCCGCAGCCACGGUUCGGCAGUAUGUUGACCUCCUGCGGGCUCCGCUACCCAAGUCAGGUGCAGGUCAUUCCCACGGCAUGAUCCCGCUCCCUCCACACUCGCCGCUUCUCUCGCGCAUCCGCCAGCUCGGCGAUCCGUCCAAGGCAGCACCGAACCGACCGCGGGACCGCUACAGCAGCGCCCUCGAGUUUCCCAAGACCGGCGUCGGCGUGCAAUGCGACAUCAACUUUUCCGCCCAUCUCGCGGUCCAAAACACUCUCCUUCUGCGAUGCUACUCCCACUGUGACCCCCGCGUACGGCCGCUCAUCCUCUUCGUCAAGCAUUGGGCCAAAGUCCGCCGCAUCAACUCGUCCUACCGUGGCACGCUCAGCAGCUACGGCUACACGCUCAUGAUGCUGCACUACCUCGUCAACAUCGCCCAGCCGUUUGUCUGUCCGAACCUACAGCAGCUCGCCCGGCCGCCGGAUCCGAACCUCAGCCCCCAGCAGAUUGAGGAGACGGUCUGCUGCAAGGGGCGAAACAUACAGUUUUGGCGCGACGAGGCAGAGAUCAUCCGCCUCGCCCGCAGCAACGCGCUGACGCAGAACCGCGAGUCUGUCGGCGAGCUCCUGCGCGGCUUCUUCGAGUAUUACGCCAAAGGUGGCUCGGCCAUGACCCUGUUGCCCUGCCGGAGCUUCGACUGGGGCCGCGACGUGAUCAGUCUUCGAACGCACGGCGGCCUGCUGACGAAGCAGGCCAAGGGGUGGACAGGUGCCAAGACAGUGCUCGAGGGCCAGCCGGCGGCGGGUCCCGGGAACGCCGUUCCUACUGCACCCGGCGAAGCGAGCCCUCACAGUCCAUCUCCUCAACCGGGCCGCCACCAGCCGCCGCACCCGGCGGAGCAAUCGCCGCAGGGCGGGGCCGGGGGCGGGGGCGGAGGCGGGAGCGGGAGCGCGCAGUCGAGCAAACAAGCGGGCGCGCAGCUCAAGGAGGUCCGUCACCGCUACCUCUUCGCCAUCGAGGACCCCUUCGAGCUGGACCACAACGUCGCGCGCACCGUCACGCACGACGGCAUCGUCAACAUCCGCGACGAGUUCCGGCGCGCCUGGCGCAUCAUCCGCAACGCCGGGCGCAGUGCCCAGGGCCAGGGCAGGCACCAGGGCGGCUGGAAGCAGGAGAGCCUGCUGGAGGACGUGGCCGACGCCGAGACGGAAAGGGAGAGGGAGGCGUUCAGCAAACUGCUCGAGGAGCUGCACGGGGUUCCUGGCGGCGCGCCAGAUGGAGGCGAGCGGGGAGCGACGGUGGGCGAGGAGUAGUUCUUCCAGGGGAGAGAGUAAUUAGCAGAGGAUGAGCAGAGCAAUAUCGAAUGGGAAGGCCGGCCUGGGGCUGGGAGGACGAUGAUGGCCGAUGUAAAGGCGUCCGUCGGAUGUUGGAUUCGGGAGUCGACUGUUCUUGAAACUACCUAUACAAGCGAAGGCUAAGGUAUUAUUAA
Messenger RNA from Thermothelomyces thermophilus ATCC 42464, 3941 nucleotides. RefSeq lists its product as uncharacterized. Gene Ontology annotation, biological process: RNA 3'-end processing. NCBI's taxonomy places the organism in Eukaryota, Fungi, Ascomycota, Sordariomycetes, Sordariales, Chaetomiaceae. The record is from RefSeq and is a predicted model, not a curated record. The transcript has a single exon. Bases 268 to 3765 code for a protein of 1165 amino acids. Gene Ontology annotation, molecular function: RNA uridylyltransferase activity.